GCGCUGUAACUCGCAAAGUACACGGCGGCCGAGCGGAGGCGCAAUUUUUGUUAUCUCAGCUCGCGAGUCUCCUCUUUCUGAAAAUGGUUUCACCCAACCAGGUAUAACUAGCCCUGCGGACACACAGCUAGCAAUGCGUUUAUAUCGAGGGAGUAAAGGGUGCUGAUAGCGGGAGAAACCAGACGCGUUUUUCCUCCGGGUUCCUCUAUUGAUGUCUGCAUGUGGAUUUCUAAAAACUUUUCAGUUUCAACGAGACAGCGAGCACCACCUGUUCUUCAGCAGUCGCUCUCCGCCAGCACGCAGCAAUGAAUUAUACCGCCGUGAACCAAAGCGAAUCGGGACUUUAUUUUACCAACAAAAGUGACCCCUUGCAGGGCAUUCUGCGCUGCUGUAAUUAUACCUCAGUGGUGUCCGACAAUGGCUUUACGACCGCAGCUCCGGAUGAAAGAAGCAUCUACAUUAUGAGGGUGGUCCAGAUUGCAGUGAUGUGUGUUCUUUCGCUGACGGUAGUUUUCGGCAUCUUCUUUUUGGGCUGCAAUUUGCUCAUAAAGUCGGAAGGCAUGAUAAACUUUCUAGUCAAAGACAGAAGACCUUCCAAAGAAGUGGAAGCCGUCAUCGUGGGGCCGUAUUAGCGAAACGAGGAGCGGAGCCAUGCCAACUUGUAAGCGCACUUUUUCGUCUCCUGCUUGCGGGUGAGACUCGAUGAAUGUACAAGGAGGGCAGACUGCAGAAAUGAGCUCACGCUUUCGACACUCCUAUCCAGAGAAGAGAAUAAAAUGCAGACCUCUGUUAAAGCUGUACUGCCGUCCAUUCCAGCUAUGGUUUACUGCCGAGAUCGGCUUCGGAUCCCCACGAAUGUGCUGGAAAAAGUGGAUUGAGAACUAGAACGGAAGGAUUUUCCUUGUUGCACUCUUGGGUAUGAAUGGCUCUUGCUGUAGUGCCUCAGGUCAGUAUUUCUGAGGGGGCAUACUUGUUCUCAAAGUCCCUUAAUUCUCACAAACCUCCCAAGGGUUUCCUUCAAAUGAGCUCGAUUACCAGUUGUUCUGUCUCUUUCGCCAAAAAGCAGCUGCUGAAGAAUGUGCUUAAACUAUUGAGGAGAAAAAUGCAACAAUUGGGACGUGUUAACGACACGUUCCGACAGCAACACAUUGCAACCCUUUGUAUGACUUUUUUCUAUAAUAAGUUAAAGAAAGUAUUUAUUAUUGUAAUUGAGACAUUUGAGAGACUAAAGAUUCCUUGCGUUAAAGUUUACCUUUUUAAUGAAAGAAGAUUUAAGUGUAUUUUUUAUUGUUGAUAUUUGUAUAUGUUCAGAUUUAAUAUUUCACAUUGCCUAUUUAUUGGUGACAGAUUUCUCUAUUGCAUUUUUUUUCGUUUUGUUUUGUUUGCUUGCUUGUUUUUGCACGGAUUUUUAAAUGGAUUCAGUCAUGUUAUUAGUCUAUUUUAAUAAACGCAUCCUGGAAUUCUA
Erpetoichthys calabaricus (reedfish) is the source of this 1465-nucleotide messenger RNA. RefSeq names its product reprimo, TP53 dependent G2 arrest mediator candidate a (gene rprma). The record is from RefSeq and is a predicted model, not a curated record. Bases 306 to 632 code for a protein of 108 amino acids. NCBI's taxonomy places the organism in Eukaryota, Metazoa, Chordata, Cladistia, Polypteriformes, Polypteridae. The transcript has a single exon.